Molecule: messenger RNA, 7084 nt
Organism: Salvia miltiorrhiza (redroot sage)
Lineage: Eukaryota; Viridiplantae; Streptophyta; Magnoliopsida; Lamiales; Lamiaceae
Product: methyl-CpG-binding domain-containing protein 9
Exons: 11
Coding region: 372-6647 (2091 amino acids)
Cellular component (GO): nucleus
Molecular function (GO): DNA binding; protein binding
Source: RefSeq, a predicted model, not a curated record
GAUUUCAAGAAUCCCCGCCCGGCACUUCCUCUCUCUCUGUCUCUCUCUAUCAUCCCCUUCUUUAUCUCUCUCUGCAAUUUCUCAUUUAAUUUGACCCAAAAAGUAGGCGUCUUUCGCCUCAUUCUCACAGCUCUCCCUGUUGCAUACGUUACAAGCGACUGAAUUGUGUUUUCUACCAAACAAUUCGUCAUCACUCGUCGCUCUUCCUUGUCCGCUUUCACCAAAUUGAUUGCUUUGCUCCUUAACCCCUUCCUGCAUCCCACUCAAUUCUCGUCGUCUUCCACCAAACUCCCGCUGUGCUCUCUUCAAUAUUUUCAUGUACAUAGUCAGUGCUGCAUUAAGCGCCACAGGAGCUGAACAGCGUUUCAGUAAUGGAAGCUGAAACCAGUAACGCGAAAGGGGGAGCUAAAAUGGCGUUUCAAAUAGAUCUAAACGAGAUGCCAAUCUCGUCACCCCGGGAAGUAGCCGACGACGCCGUAUUGCGAAGCGCUGGUGCUUCUUCCGUCUGUGUGGUGUGCCGGAAAGGGGUUCCGGUCGGGAUAGUUCCCGACAAAGUGACGGGAGAGCUGCGCCACGAGAGAAAGUGCUUCCGGUGCUUGCUCAGGAACGAUAACGCCGGUGGAGGCGACGCGGGGCGGUUCGACAUCAAUGCAUCGCCUCCACGCGAGGCGGAGGACGGCGAUGUCAUCACGGUUGUGGCUGGCCGGGAUGGGACCGGCGGGGGGAGAGUACAGGCUUAUGUCCACUCUUCUUUCUAUAGCCAUCAUGUGAAUACAAGCAAAUUAAAUCCUAUGCUGGAUGGUAUUGGGCAUGAUCUCCCAAAGACGUCAUCCAUUGCAGUAGAUUCUCCAUAUUCUAGAUUCCGCGGUGCAUUGCUGCAAAAAGUGCAUUCUGAUGGAAUCUUAGGUACAAUUCACAAAGAAUCUACAUUUGCUGCACGGCUCCGAGCUAGUCAUACUCCACCGGAGUUUCCUCCUGCAAGUCCAAAUGUGUUGUAUCUACAAACCCUUAGAGAAUAUAUUGCCGAAAGAUCGGGUACUUUGGGAGAAGGUUGGCGUGUUGAAUUUGAAUUUUGUGACAAAGAAUAUAAAACCUCUGCUGUUUAUAUCGCACCUGAUGGCAGUAGGUUCAGAUCUAUGGAAGAUGUUGCUUUCCACUUCGGGCUGUCUUCACGCUAUCACUAUUCGGAGAAUGAUAAUGUAAGUACAGAGUCUGCCUCCAUUCGGAGUGGGAUGAAGAAGGAAUCACCAGUGAUUAUGACUGCGCAAAACUGCAGACAAAGGCAGAAGAUGUCAAGGGCCAGCAAGAACCAGGGUUUUUUGUUCAGCUUAGGGGUCAAAAGUUGUCCUGAAAUUAUUUAUAACAAGAGUAUAAGAGAAUUUGGCUCUUCAGAACAUGGUGAUCUCCAUGAUAGUAUCCAUGAGGGUUUCCCAGUUCAGUAUCAUGACUUCUGUCUUAUAUCAGCUGGCAAUAUUGAUCCACGACCAUCAUACCACAAUGCUAAUCAAAUCUGGCCUGUGGGAUACAGAUGUAGCUGGCACGAUAGGGUUACCGGGUCUCUUUUUCUAUGUGAUGUUUCAGAUGGUGGUGAUAGUGGCCCAAUUUUCAAAGUUAAAAGAUACCCAUGCACCAUGCAGUCAAUACCAGUUGGCUCAACCAUCCUUGUAAAGAAGAAAGCAGCUGUCUGCAAAAGUGAUGGCAUUGAGGGUUUAGAUGAUUUAGCUACAUUCCAGGUGGUUGAUGAUGAUAGUAUAUCCACAAUCACACUGCUAAAUGAAGAAACCCCCCCAUGUCUAGACAACUGUCUCUCUACUCUAAAGAGAGAAGAGGAGGUUCAAAAUCCCCAGGAAGAUAAUUCUUCAAAUUCAAAUCUAGAAGUCCCACCUCAGAGAACCGGAAAUCUAGUAAAUGAUGCUGCAGGACUGAAUGAUAUGAUAGGGGAAUUUCAAGUUGAGGGCAGGUCAAUAUCAUCUGUGUGGGAAAAGGUUUCUCAAGCUUUCUUGUAUGCUUGCCGUGAGAUGUACAAACAAAAGGGUGCAAUCAAGUUUUUCUGCAGUCAUGAUGUGUUUGGAAUGAAUAAUGAUAAUCUUGAUGGUGCUGAUUCUUUAUCAAAAUAUUGUUAUUUUGAAGGACUUGCUAGCAUCCCUCCAUUGGUUCAGAAUGAGAAUGAGCUUAACAAGGCCUGUGAAGUGCUUUCAGCAUGGUUGAAGCAGGACAGGUUUGGUCUGAAUGAAGAUUUUGUUCGAGAGAUUCUAGAACAGAUUCCACUAGUCACUGCUUGUUCAGAAUAUGAAAAACUGAAAGACCGGAACAAGAAUUCAGGCCUACAAACAGUUGGAAGUGGGUUUCUGCAGGUUGAACAGAAGACCAACAAUACCUCUGAAACUUCUAAGAGAUCUCUGCUAAAAUUGGGUGAGGCAGAAGAUACUUUAAAAAGGGAUCCCUGCCCUCCAGGCAAGCAACUUAACAGAAGGCUACCGUCAUACUUGAUGGGAGAUGCUCUACAGGUUUGGGAGCUAGCUUGGCGUUUCUUAGAAGUGCUAGAGCUUGGGCAGCCUUUCACUUUUCAAGAACUUGAAUCCGAGCUUGUAAACCCUUGGUUAGAUAGCUACCCUUUGGAUUUAAGACAUGAAACUGUUGAGACAGGGGAUGGUGCUUCCUCCAGUUGUGAGAAGGUUUCUCAAGCUGGAUCAGCCUCUAUUGGCAGAUGUACUGGUCUUCUUUUGGCCAAGAUUCUUGGCUCGCUGCUGAAACUGCUUGUUACUGAGCUGUUGUCAAAAGCAGCAGUAUACGUGCGCCCUAACCUUGAUGCUGGCGAAUCUAAAUCUAAGAGAGGCAGGAAAAAGGAUUUGGACUGGCUGGCCGAGUUAAAGAAAACCAAACUUGAUAUGCUUCCUGUUAAUGAGCUUACAUGGCAUGAAAUUGCUCGUCGGUACAUUUUAGCUGUGCUGUCCAUGGACGGUAAUCUUGAUUCUGCAGAGGUUGCUAGCCGUGAAAGUGGGAAAGUUUUCCAUUGCUUACAAGGUGAUGGUGGGGUUCUUUGUGGAUCUCUAACUGGCAUAGCUGCGCUGGAGGGAGAUGCAAUGGUUCUUGCAGAUGCUAUGAAGGAAAUAUAUGGGUCAUUAAAGACUAAAAAUGACAUAGUAAGUUUAUGCCAGGGAGAGUCUGAUGCCAAUGGUGCUCAAACAAUUGAGGUGAAUGACGGUGUUAUCCCUGAGUGGGCUCAAGUGCUUGAACCUGUGAGAAAAUUACCCACGAAUGUUGGAGCCCGAAUCCGAAAUUGUAUCCACGAAGCUUUGACCAGAAAUCCUCCAGAAUGGGCUAAACGGGAACUGGAACAUGCCAUUAGUAAGGAAGUAUACAAAGGAAAUGCAUCAGGACCAACCAAGAGAGCUGUUAUUUCAGUCCUUGCAAGAGUUACUAGUGAAAAUCCACAGCAGAAGGCUGAGAAAAAAGAAAAGGUAAAGAUUAAGACCAACAUGUCUGAUCUCAUCACUAAACAAUGUCGUAUAGUGCUACGACGUGCUGCUGUUUCAGAUGAAGAUAAAGUCUUCUGCAAUCUAUUGGGAAGAAUAAUUUUGAACCCCAAUGAUACUGAUGAUGAAGGGCUUCUUGGCUAUCCUGCAAUGGUGUCUCGUCCUUUAGACUUUAGAACUAUUGAUCUCAGAUUGGCUGCUGGUGCUUAUGGUGGAUCUCAUGAAGCGUUUGUUGAUGAUGUUCGGGAGGUGUGGCGCAACAUACAUACUGCAUAUGGUGAUCGAUCUGAAUUGAUUGAUGUGGCUCAGAACUUGUCCAAAAAGUUUGAAGAUUUGUAUGAGAAAGAGGUUCUGACCCUUCUCCAAAAAAUGGCCGAUAUUUCCAAUGUUAAAGAUUCAAGUCCUGAUGCUCUGAAAGAUAGAGAUGAUUUGCUUGUUCAGGUGUGUAAUAGUGCACUCCCUAGAGCUCCUUGGGAUGAAGGAAUAUGUAAAGUCUGUGGAAUGGACAAAGAUGAUGACAAUGUUCUGUUGUGUGAUAAAUGUGAUUCUGAGUAUCAUAGAUAUUGCUUGGAUCCUCCACUUCUAAGAAUUCCAGAAGGAAACUGGUAUUGCCCUUCCUGUGUUACUGGCCAGUCUCUUCCUUGCAGUACAACCUACGGGUCAGUCUCAAAUCAACACCGGAGAAAAAGAAAUCUUGGAGAACUCUCAUGCAAAUUUUUGGAAGAACUGUCCCGAUUAGCGAAACUGAUGGAGAUGAAAGAACAUUGGGAAUUCACAGUUGAGGAGAGAAUAUUCUUCUUAAAGUUCUUGUUCGAUGAAGCGCUAAACUCUGCUACUGUCCGGGACCAUAUGGACCACUGUGCUUCUCGAGCUGCUGAUUUGCAAAAUAAAUUGCGUUCUCUCACUUCUGAAUUGAAAAUUGUCAAAGCGAAGGAAGAUAUGUUUGGUUUAAGCGCCGAGAAAACAAAUUCUGGAGUAUUUAACAUACGUGGAGAUCUUAAAUCAGAUGCAUCGUCUUCCCAGCACACUAAUGAAAAUAUCGCAAGAGGAAAUCCAUCUGAAAAGCAGCUUGCAGGGGAGAAAAGUCAACAUGAGAAGAUCUUUGUCAAAGCCCAACCAUCAGGAGGACCUAUCUUGCAAAAUGAGACACCGAUUUUCAUUCAGCAGCAGCAAAGCGACCAAGGGCAUGCCAAUGUUCUGAAUAAUGUACAGGGUUCCCUCUUUACUACCACUCAAGUGCUACCUGGUCAUAAUUUCUCAUGCUCCACCUCCGACCAUGAGACAGAGUUUGUGCCACCUGCAACUGUGAGUUCAAUUCAUGAAUCUGGGGGCCAUCAGCGUCCCAACCAAGCUGAUAUGCUUUCAUCACAAGGCAACAGUCUCAAGGUCUGUGCUGUAAGGAAUGAAAUUACUAAUCUGCUGGACUCAAUUGCUAACAUAGAACUGGAACUAGUCAAGGUAUCUCUUCGGCGGGAUUUCUUGGGGAGAGAUUGUAAUGGCAGAGUAUACUGGGCCUUUUACUAUCCUGGUGCUCGGCCAUGGAUAAUAGCUUGUGGGGAUGCAGCAUCCAAGGAGAGGUGUCCCGGAGAUUUUGUCAGUAUUCCUGAUUCUGACAAGUGGAUGUAUUAUGAAUCUGAAACUGAAAUUGAGAAACUAGUUGGAUGGCUGAGCGAGAAUAAUGUCAGGGAGAAAGAAUUAAAGGAGUCCAUUUCACAGUUCCAAGCUAACAAACUGAAAGACUCCGAAUAUACAGAAGAUCACAUCCUUAACAGAAGAGAUAUAAACAAUGGUGGAAGAAAAACUUUAUCUGCCGAUUUUUUGGCUACAAAGGCGACAAAUGCAUUGGAGAAAAAAUAUGGUCCUUGCAAUAGGUUUGAGGCAACAGCUGUUCUUCAGAAUCUUGUUAUGGGAGCAAGUCAGAGUGGUAGAAUGUACAGAUGUGAGUGCCUAGAGCUGUUGUGGCCUUCUAAAGACCAUUGCGGGUCUUGUCAUCAGAGCUUUUCUACCUCUGAGGAACUAAGACAACAUGCCAAAGAAAACUGCAAAGCAGCAUCAUCUGGCUCUAAGCGAAGCCAGACAGCUGAAGAUAUCACUAAGCGCAAGAAGGCAAGAAAUGUGGCUUCUCAGGAAAAACGCUCCACUAGUAUCAGCAUACCUCAAAGAUCAACAAGUGAGAAACAAAUUGAUGGAUGUACUUCUGUUGAAGGCUAUCAUGCUGAUUGCCCCUUUAAUUUUGAGGAGAUUAUGACAAGGUUCAUUGUUCCUAGCUCAGUUAAGGAUGGGGUGAAUGACAUAGGACUUAUUGGCAGCGGUGGCGUCCCUGCCCUUUUGGCAGGCCAGCCCCCUUAUCUAAGCGAUACUGCUUUAGCAUUGAGCCUUGAAAGAACAAAUGAGGCCAGUUCAAGGCCAACUGAUUUGAGAAGUAGACAGCAGAAUACUGAACCCAGUGAUGUGAUGAACAACAGGGGCUUGAAAGACUUGCAUAGGUCAUCCAGAUCUGUUGAAAAUGGCCUAUCUGAUGAACUAUCUAUUGUUGGGAGAUUGAAAUCCAUAUUGAUGAGUGAGAAGGAUCAAGUUACUUCAGUAAAGGACAAAAGUUCAUUAGUAGCUGGGUUGUCGAAAAGCACUAUAAUUCGUGAAUCUUCAUCAAGACCAUUAGUAGGUAGAGCUUCUGAAAUAUUGAGGUAUCUUAAGAUUAAUCUACUUGAUAUGGAUGCUGCUCUACCAGAAGAUGCUUUUAGAAAAUCAAGGUCAAGUCAAGAUCGAAGAUGUGCAUGGCGUGCAUUUGUUAAAUCUGCAAAGUCAAUCUAUGAGAUGGUUCAGGCUACAAUCAUAUUUGAGGACACAAUUAAAAGUGAGUACUUACGAAAUGAUUGGUGGUAUUGGUCGUCACCUUCAACUGCAGCUAGAAUCACGACACUCUCAGCUCUUGCUUUGCGUAUAUACUCACUAGAUGCAGCCAUCUCUUAUGGGGAACCUCUGCCUGGUACUGCAAUGGAGGUUUCGGAGCCAAGUUGUGCAAUAGACGAGGAAGUGCAUCGAAGUCCAACUCCAAAGAAUCCUGCAAAUCCUAGUAGCCCAACACUGCAGAAGACACCCGAGCCAGAUUCUUCUGAGAAUCCAAGAACUAGGAGUAGAACUAGCAAGCGGAGGAGAGAUCUGAAUAGCUGAGACAGGACAAGACAAGUUUGUAUUUAUCUGCCAGUGAUGUGGCAAUAAACUCCAACUGCUCUUAUUAACAAUUUUUUUGGGCAGUGCCUCAGACAAGUUUGCCGCAUUAUAAUUGUGGGGAGCGGCUCCUCGAUGCCUUUUGGUGGAGAAGAUGGAGGCAGGUAUAUUUUGCCCCAUUGUGUAUCAUUUUUCUGGAGUAUGUGUACAUCAAUGGAGUUGCAGAGCUGAAAUUGCAACUCAGCUUUCUCCCAAAUAAGUUGGUAUAUGAGGCACAGGAAACAGGUUAAAAUGUAUAUAGACUAUCUUGUAAACUCGAGGAAUUUUCUUUGUAAUUUUCAGCCUCGUUUUUUAUUAUGCAUGUGAAAGAUCAAAGAAAUGUUGUAUAAGUACUACAUAAGAUAAUUGUUUCAAAGAAACGUCAAUUAUAAUUUUUCUCA